Eurytemora carolleeae is the source of this 1060-nucleotide messenger RNA. RefSeq names its product translocator protein. The transcript is spliced from 4 exons. The record is from RefSeq and is a predicted model, not a curated record. Lineage: Eukaryota; Metazoa; Arthropoda; Copepoda; Calanoida; Temoridae. Gene Ontology annotation, cellular component: mitochondrial outer membrane. Bases 194 to 697 code for a protein of 167 amino acids.
GUUAUUUUCCCUGGACCAUAGAAUUUAAAUCAAAUCUUUCAUUUCAUAUAUAACAUUGGUCAAGUCAGUUUUUAUUGUUACAGUGAUAUUUCAUACGUCUUUUCAAUUGUAAAUACCAGCAUAACCAGCAUAUUUAACUAUUUGUGAUAGAUAAUUUUCUAGUAAUUUAUAUUUCCUGUUGAGCAGAUAGAAAAUGCUACCUGAGCUGAACCUGCCAGCUAUCGGAGCAACCCUGGCUCCCUUCGUCGGUGCUCUACCUGGCUCUCUCAUUACUAGGACCGAAGUCAAGGGUUGGUACAGGCACAUCAAGAAACCUGAAUGGAGACCACCAAACUGGGCUUUUGGUCCAGUCUGGUCCUCUCUCUACGCCUCCAUGGGGUACGCAAGCUACCUGGUGUACCGGGACGGUGGAGGGUUUAGCGGCGCAGCUGUCCCUCUGGCGCUUUAUGGUUCUCAGUUAGCGCUGAACUGGGCCUGGACCCCGGUAUUCUUUGGACAGCAUAAUGUCAAGGGAGGCUUCUACUUGAUCUGCGCCUUAUGGGUGAAUGUUGCUGCUUGCGGACUCAGUUUCUACGGAGUCAAUAAAACCGCAGGUUAUUUGAUGGCCCCCUACCUGGCCUGGUUGAGCCUAGCGACUAUGCUGAACUACUCCAUCUGGAAGAUGAACGGGGACAGGCCCAGCCCAAAGGAGGAGUAAUUCCUCGUAAACUAAUGAGAGCUCAAAACAUAUUAUUAAACCCACGAAAAUGAUUUGAUAUUACAUACUUUUUUAUGGUUGAUUUAUCUCUAAAUUAUAUUUAAGAUUCAAUGUGCCUAAAAUGAGUAAAAGACACAGAAUUUUAUUUUUGACAUCUCAUUUUAUAGAAGUUUAUUUUAUACAAAUCGCAAGCGUAUUUUUAUCGAAACGUCCCAUGCAGGUUUCUUUGAAUGCAUUUUUUUUAAGUUCAUUUUUAUUCAGUCUUCGAUAUAUAAACCACAGCUGUGAUUAAAUUGAAAAGUGAUAAUAAUUAUUUUAUUCAAUUUCUGAUUUGAAAAACCUAUAAAUUUUAAAUUUUCAGAA